Molecule: messenger RNA, 1828 nt
Organism: Mangifera indica (mango)
Lineage: Eukaryota; Viridiplantae; Streptophyta; Magnoliopsida; Sapindales; Anacardiaceae
Product: UDP-glycosyltransferase 43-like
Exons: 1
Coding region: 197-1660 (487 amino acids)
Molecular function (GO): UDP-glycosyltransferase activity
Source: RefSeq, a predicted model, not a curated record
AAUGGAUGUACCCUUAGGCCCGGUUGCCUGACGGUGGAUUAAAUUCCAUAAUUAUAAAUAACCGAGUCAAAUUAGUUUUAAAUGUCAGUUUUGCCCCCACAAGCAUCAAUUCUUGUCAACCAAGCAAUCACAGAUCCAUCCAUUUCAUUCUUCUAUUAAUCAGCCACUAAUCACUUCACUCAAAUCGAAUUCAGCCAUGGAUAGAUUCCACGUUUUCCUCAUCUGCAAUCCAGAAAUCGGCAAUCUCACCCCCCUCGUUCAGUUCGCCCAUCUUCUAACAAACCGCGACACUCGAUUCUCCGCCACCGUUCUGAUCAUCACCGUCAAAGAACGCCACAUAGUCAACUCAUACGUUAAAUCAAAGGCCAACUCCGCCCUUCAACAUGAUCGCAUCACCUUCCUCUACCUCCCUACUGUAGACCCUCCCUCACCCGAUCAGUACCACGGCACUCUGGGUUACCUUUCCGUCUUCAUCGAGAAACACAAACCCCACGUGAGAAAUGUGAUUCUCGAUCUCAUGGAAGCAGGUUCAGUCAGAGUUGUUGGGUUGUUUAUUGACUUGUUUUGUACGUCCAUGAUUGAGGUGGCUCGCCAGCUCGGCGUUCCUUGCUAUCUUUACUUCGCUUGUCCGGCGAGCUUUCUGGGGUUCAUGUUGAAUUAUCCAACUCUAGACGCGGAGCUGGCUACUGAGUUAGUGGACUCGGGUACUGAGUUUUUUGUGCCCCGAGACUCGUUGACUGAGUUCAUGAUACCGAGUUUUACCAACCCGGUGCCUCAUUUUGUGUUGCCUUCAACCGUGUUGAGAAGAGGAGAAGGGCAAGAUGGGUAUUUAUGGUAUUUACAUCACGCACGAAAAUAUAAGGAAGUCAAGGGCAUUAUCGUAAAUACAUCUCAAGAACUUGAGCCGUUUGCAAUCGGGUCAGUUUCCGGUAGUGGGACACCACCGGUUUAUCCAAUUGGGCCGAUUCUUGACCUUGUUGGGUCGGUUCAAUUGCAUCCGGACCGGACUCAUCAAGAGGAUAUCAUGAAAUGGCUUGAUAAUCAACCUAUAUCAUCGGUUGUGUUCUUGUGCUUCGGGAGCAUGGGAAGUCUUGAUGAACCCCAAUUGAAAGAGAUUGCAAUCGGACUAGAACAGGCGGGGUUUCGAUUUUUAUGGUCAAUCCGUAAACCGUCCAAGGGCAAAAUAGACCUUCCAGAUGAAUACACGAACAUCCAAGAGGUAUUACCCGAUGGGUUUUUAACUCGGACGGCUAGGAUUGGAUUAGUAUGUGGUUGGGUUCCACAAGUGACAGUUUUGGCCCAUCAAGCGAUCGGAGGGUUCGUAUCGCAUUGCGGGUGGAAUUCAGUAUUGGAGAGUUUAUGGUACGGCGUUCCAAUAGCCACGUGGCCACUCUAUGCGGAGCAACAAAUGAAUGCAUUUGAGUUGGUGAAGGAAUUGGGAUUAGCGGUGGAGAUUAGAUUGGAUACCAGAACAGACAGUACCGAUCUGGUGUUGGCGGAGGAAUUCAAGAGAUCGUUGCGACGCUUGAUGGACGGUGGUGAUGAGGUGAGGCGAAAGGUCAAAGAGAUGAAAGAGACGAUUAGGAUGGCUGUGAUGGAGAACGGAUCAUCAUAUAAUUCAUUAGGAUCGUUGAUUGAUGAAUUAAUGGGCCAUAAAUAACAGUUGAAGGAUAGGCCCAAUUAAUCAACUAGAUUUUUACGUGAUGAAAUGGGCUUUCUUUGGACCCAAUAGAUAGCUCUUAAGACAUUGUUUGUUCACUCCUAAAGUUCAAUGUAUAAACUAAUCCAAUUUGAAAGUAAUAAAUAAAGUAGCAAGCCUUUGGUACAA